CACCGCACCCCGCACAAAGACAGUCACGUUUUGAAUUUGUUCGACCAGAGCGCAGAGCGCCUACCAUAAUACCCUCAAACCGGCCAGUCGCAUAGUAUUUUUUUAACGAUUUCUUUCUUUUCUUUGUCUUUGUUCCUUUUUCAUUACGACUAAUGACUUCUCAGCCAAAGGCUGUCCCACUCGUUGCUCCAGGCCAUACCCGCCCAGUGACCCAUCUCUCGUUUUCUCCACUCCAGGCCGAUGGCACCUACUUGCUGGUAUCCAGCUGCAAGGACGGAAAUCCCAUGCUCAGAGAGUGGACCGGUGAUUGGAUCGGCACCUUCUUGGGUCACAAAGGUGCCGUGUGGAGCACCAAGCUUUCCCCUGACACAUCCAGGGCUGUAUCGGGCAGCGCUGACUUCACUGCAAAAGUCUGGGACACAUAUUCUGGAGAGGCACUCUGCUCUUUUCCUCAUAACCACAUCGUUCGAACCGUAGCAAUAUCUCCGACAUUGUCGCAUAUAGUUACUGGUGGCCAGGAAAAGAUAGUGCGCAUUUUCAACCUUGGUAGACCCGACGCAGAUCCCGACCUCCUCUGCGACACCGGGACGACGGCCCAUAACGGGACAGUGAAGAGUGUGGUUUGGAUCGGAGACCACACACCGGUAUCCGCAGGCGAAGAUGGUAUGCUAAAGUGGUGGGACAUACGGACCCGAAAGCAAGUUGCGUCUCUGAGUUUUCAGGGUCCCAUUGCUUCGAUGGAAUAUUCCGCUCCGACCAGUCGAUUGGUCGUUACCUCUGGAAAAUCUGUGGCUUUUAUACCCGCCCUGCCUACCGCGGCGCCGACUCACAGCUUGACACUAUCAUACCAGCCAUCUUCUGCUUCUCUUCAUCCCAUUCGGCAAGACCGGUUCGUCACGGGUAGCAUGAAUGAUGAAUGGGUUAGAAUACACAGUAUAGACGGGGAAGAGAGGGAUGUUCUCAAGGGACACCACGGUCCCGUCCAUUGUGUAGAGUUCAGCCCAGAUGGAGAGAUUUAUGCUAGUGGCAGCGAGGAUGGUACCAUCCGUUUAUGGCAAACGACCCCUGGCAAGACGUACGGUUUGUGGCAAGGGACGGCGAGUGGCAGUUAGGUGUACAAAUGGAGGAAAAAUGUGGAUAUGGUUGUGCCGAACCACUUUGUAUAUGCUUUUCUAUUCAACGGUACCUUUGUGUGAUCAGUACUAGCCAAAAACGUAUGAUUUGCUGGGUCAGACGGCCGCAUUGCGUCAUAGCCCGCUUGCCCCAGCGGGCGUCUUCACUUUCUGCGUUCGACGAUGAUUGGCCCGCAAAGACAUCGCCCGUCCUCUUCGCCACCGCCGACCAUCACCUACCAUCAUUCGUCGACGUUGCUACCCAUCC
Molecule: messenger RNA, 1380 nt
Organism: Pisolithus orientalis
Lineage: Eukaryota; Fungi; Basidiomycota; Agaricomycetes; Boletales; Pisolithaceae
Product: WD40-repeat-containing domain protein
Exons: 5
Coding region: 153-1112 (319 amino acids)
Biological process (GO): spliceosomal snRNP assembly
Cellular component (GO): SMN complex
Molecular function (GO): RNA binding; protein binding
Source: RefSeq, a predicted model, not a curated record